AAAGUAUAUAGUGUAAAAUAAAAAGCUUCGGUUCAUUUAAUAUAAGAGACAUAUAUAAAUAAGUACGACUUUUAUAUAAAUAGACAUAACAAUGAUUUUUCAAGAUUUCUCAUAAAAUUGCUUACAAAAUAAUUUGUCAUCCGAACGAAGACACAGCUUUGUGUAUAAACUAUUAAUAAAGCGAAAUCACGUAAAGGGUGCGAAAAAUGAUUUUCAUGAAAGAUUACGAAGUGAGAGAAGCAACGAAUGAAGAAAUUCCAGCGAUAAACUCCCUAAUGGAACGAAGCUUUCACCCCGAAGAAACAAUUCUUCACUGUCUCUUGACAAAAUACAAAUCGACCUUAACCCAAGACGAUCUUCGUCAGAUAGACGAAGACCAGCGAGCAAUAAUCGCAGCCAUGGUCGCCAAUUAUCCCUGCCAAGUUAUCGUCCACAAUGCUACCAGCAAAAUCGUCGGGGUCAACAUUAUGAUCGCCAGUGAAAAUUCAAAGCUCGUCCCAGCGGAUAAUCGCUCCAUCGACGUCUACGAGACUCAUCCUCCGAAAUGUCAAUUUCUCCGCGAUUACUUCCGCCACAUGAACGAAAUGAUCGACAGAGCCGACCUGUUUUCCAAGGUUCCAAAAGCCAAACGCUUUUUGGAGUUUUACGCGAUAGCGAUUGACGCGGAUCACAGAAAGAAGGGACUGUCGACGCUUUUGAUGAGGGAAGGAAUCGUUUUUGCGCGGAUGAACAAAGUGGAUGUGGUUUUCGGACUGUUCACGUCGCCGUUUUCGAAGAGGGCCGCAGAAAAGCUGGGACUGGAGAACGUCAUGGAUUUGGAUUUGCUGGAGUACAAAGAUACCGAUGGCUCUUUGCUUUAUGAGGAAUCAAGGGGACACAGCGUUGCCUCUGUUAUGGCUAUGCAGUCGAGCGUGGAUGAUUUCAAAUUCAAAUCUGUGUAAAAUAAUGUAUACAUAGUUAUGUAUAAAAAAUAAUAACAUAAUAAUUGAGAUUUACGCUAAAGCACGAA
Nasonia vitripennis (jewel wasp) is the source of this 1009-nucleotide messenger RNA. RefSeq lists its product as uncharacterized. Gene Ontology annotation, molecular function: N-acetyltransferase activity. NCBI's taxonomy places the organism in Eukaryota, Metazoa, Arthropoda, Insecta, Hymenoptera, Pteromalidae. The record is from RefSeq and is a predicted model, not a curated record. The transcript has a single exon. Bases 207 to 941 code for a protein of 244 amino acids.